AUGCGCAGGCUGGACUCGAUCGACUGGUCGGCUUCGGAGUGCCGCCGGAUCUCUGGGUCCGUGCUGGAGACGACGAGCCGCGACCGGCGCAUGUUGGUUCUGAAGCAGCCUGUGGGGGUGGUGGCGGCCAUCACGCCCUGGAACUUUCCCAUGAGCAUGAUCACGCGCAAGGUGGCCCCCGCCCUGGCCGCGGGCUGCACCGUGGUGCUGAAGCCGUCAGAGCAGACGCCCCUCACAGCCCUGGCGCUCGCUGAGCUGGCGGAGCGCGCGGGGCUGCCCGACGGCGCUCUCAACAUUGUGAUGGGGGACGCCGCAGCCAUAGGCCAGACCAUGAUGGCCAGCGAGGAGGUCAGGAAGAUCGGGUUCACCGGGUCCACCGCCGUGGGCAAGACGCUCAUGGCGCAGGCCGCAAACACCGUGAAGCGCGUGUCCCUGGAGCUGGGUGGCAACGCGCCCUUCCUGGUGAUGGAGGACGCUGACCUGGCGCUGGCGGCCAAGGGGGUGGUUGCCAGCGCGCUGCGCAACAGCGGGCAGACCUGCAUCUGCGCCAACAGGGUGCUGGUGCACGACAAGAGCAGCCGCUCUAUGGGCUAUGCCGUGUCGCUGGCCCCUUGCGCGCCACUGGCGUCGCGCAACAGCCUGGCGGUGUAUGACGCGUUCUCGCAGCGCGUGGCUGACAUUGUGGCGGGCCUCAAGCGCAAUGUCCCGCGACAUCCUUCCCUCAUUCCGCCACCCGCAGCUGUGGAGAAGGUGGUGACGCAUUGCAGUGACGCGGUGUCGAAGGGCGCGCGCGUGCUGGCAGGCGGCGGCCCGCCAGAGGGCCUGCCGGAGCGGCUGGCGGGCGGCAACUUCUUCUCACCCACGGUGCUGGCCGACGCGACCAUCGACAU
Molecule: messenger RNA, 890 nt
Organism: Monoraphidium neglectum
Lineage: Eukaryota; Viridiplantae; Chlorophyta; Chlorophyceae; Sphaeropleales; Selenastraceae
Product: succinate-semialdehyde dehydrogenase (NADP+)
Exons: 7
Molecular function (GO): succinate-semialdehyde dehydrogenase (NAD+) activity
Source: RefSeq, a predicted model, not a curated record